Messenger RNA from Talaromyces marneffei, 1017 nucleotides. RefSeq lists its product as uncharacterized. The record is from RefSeq and is a predicted model, not a curated record. The transcript is spliced from 7 exons. NCBI's taxonomy places the organism in Eukaryota, Fungi, Ascomycota, Eurotiomycetes, Eurotiales, Trichocomaceae. Bases 1 to 1017 code for a protein of 338 amino acids. Gene Ontology annotation, molecular function: oxidoreductase activity; zinc ion binding.
AUGGCGCUUUCAGCAACAUUCAAACAAGCCGUUUUCAAGACCGCCGGCGGUCCGCUGGUCGUUGAGGAAGUACCCCUCGUCCAGCCCAGUGCCAACCAGCUUCUGGUGAAGGUCGAAGCAUGCGGCGUGUGCUUUUCGGAUCAAAUGGCACAACACAAUAUGAUGGGUGCGGGAUUUCCCAUCGUACCCGGCCACGAGUAUAUCGGUCGGAUCGCUGCUCUGGGACCCCAUGUUACCGGCUGGACAGUUGGAGACCGCGUUGGGGGAGCCUGGCACGGAGGCCAUGAUGGAACUUGCAAAGCAUGUCGAAAGGGCUGGUACCAAAUGUGCGACAAUCGAUCAGUCAACGGUGAAACCAAGAACGGCGGCUAUGCUGAAUACUGCUUCCUUAAUGCGGAAGCCGCCGUGCGCGUGCCCACGCACUUGCCGGCUGCCAAAUACGCGCCGAUGCUGUGCGCCGGCGUGUCCGUCUUCAACUCAAUCCGUCAUAUGAACAUCGCCGUCGGCGAGACUGUGGCCGUGCACGGGCUCGGCGGUUUGGGCCACCUGGCGGUCCAGUAUGCGCGGAAGAUGGGCUACCGGGUCGUCGCCAUCUCGAGGGAUGCAAGCAAGGAGCAGUCGGCACGCGAGCUGGGAGCACAUGAGUAUAUCGAUUCCAGUGCCGUGGACGUUGGUGAGGCUCUGCAGAAGCUGGGCGGCGCCUCAUUGAUCGUCGUCACUACACCGUCGUCAGAGAUCGCCAAUCCGUUGCUGAAAGGGUUGGGCAUUCUGGGCAAGCUAUUGUUUUUAUCAGUACCGGGCAAGGUUGAGGUAGAUACUGCCACCAUGCUUGGAUAUGGCCUCUCCGUGCAGGUUUGGCCCUGUGGUCAUGCCACCGACACGGAAGACGCGAUCGCCUUUGCGGAGAUGGAGAACGUCGAGUGUCUGGUGGAAGAGUUCCCACUUGAAAAGGCAAAUGAGGCAUACGAGGCGAUGCUCAAGGGUACGGUGCGGUACCGAGCUGUGGUGACGAUGUAG